AUGCGUCGAAUGAUGACAAUGCACCCGCGGAAGAAGCGAGAAAGCACGCCUAUCACCGUCGACACCUUAACAACUGUGGCCGAUUCUGCGCCGAAAACUGUCUCGAUGGGGACCUUUCCUGAAAGCGGUUCUAUCUCGGCAACUAACGAUCGGAAGGAGAACGGCGUGACGGUGAUGCUGGUGGCGAUAACGAGCGAAUUCCUUCUGUUCAACUUAUUGGCCUUCGCCAACAACGUCCUUGAAUUAACUGGUGCUUAUGGCCACACACAGUUGGAGACUCUUCUUGUCGAGGUUUCCGCCUUACUUGUGAACAUAAACGGUGCUUCGACUAUAGUGAUUUAUCUGAUUUUUGGAAGCAAGUAUCGCGCCAUAUUUAUUCAGCUUCUUCAACGGGUCGGUAUUAGGAUUUGUAAACCGCGGAAAAAAACUCUGUAUACCAAUCAUCCACAUUAUGAAACCACUCAGUUGUUGGAUUCGAAAUACGACGAUUGUUCGCGAAGCAAAUGGAAGGUAAGCUGCCCUUCAUGA
Molecule: messenger RNA, 528 nt
Organism: Cooperia oncophora
Lineage: Eukaryota; Metazoa; Nematoda; Chromadorea; Rhabditida; Trichostrongylidae
Source: the annotation of a GenBank genome assembly